Messenger RNA from Notolabrus celidotus (New Zealand spotty), 5085 nucleotides. RefSeq names its product inactive phospholipase C-like protein 2. The transcript is spliced from 12 exons. Lineage: Eukaryota; Metazoa; Chordata; Actinopteri; Labriformes; Labridae. The coding region runs from base 581 to 4030 and encodes 1149 amino acids. Gene Ontology annotation, biological process: lipid metabolic process; intracellular signal transduction. The record is from RefSeq and is a predicted model, not a curated record. Gene Ontology annotation, molecular function: phosphatidylinositol-4,5-bisphosphate phospholipase C activity.
GCUGCUCCCACAAACACAGAGGCUGUUUAAUGAAGACUGGCGCGACACAGAGAGAGGUGGAUGACAGCAUGAGCUGGUAUCUUAAUGUAAAAAAUGAUCACUGUGGUUUAAACUGUCACGUGGCACAGUGAAGAGGUUUUGAUUAAAAAGGCGGCGGUGGAGGAGCGAAAACGCGCGCACAUCCAUCAAGCCGUCGCGAGGUUGUGAUGGGUUUUGGCGGUGGAGGUCUGGAAGGUGUGUCGGUCGCUGCUGUCGCUCAGCUGUGAGCCCUGCUGUCAACCUCCCUCACUGUGUUUGUGUUUGUGUGUGAGUGUGUGUGUGUGUGUGUGUGUGUGUGUGUGUGUGUGUGUGUGUGUGUGUGUGUGCAUGUGUGAGGGAGGAAGACGCUACGCGAGAGCCAGGGAGCGCGCAAGCUGAAGACAGAGCGAAAGAGAGAGAGAGAUAAGUUUCCUUUGCUCUUGGCGCACGUUCUCGUUUCGCUCACUUCACACGAUGGCACGCCUGUAUCUGCGUGCAGCGCAGUUGCGUUUGGACCCCUGCUGCCAUCAAGGAAACUAAGAAAUCCAGAAAAAGUGUCACCAUGGCCGAAUUUGGAGAGAACAAGAACGCCGUCGGUCCACCGGUUGCUGGCCGGAAAGCUUUGUCAGGGGGUGCCGGAACGAGGCUGGAGACGCAUCGAGGGGAGCCGGUGUCAAACGGAAACUGUAGCGUGCCAGACACCGUGAAGAGGGUCCAAAACGAAGCCAGCUGCGAGUCCCCGACGUGGGAGAGCGCAGGUCCAGAUUCAGGCUCCAAGACAAUCCCACGACGCAGCAGUUUGAUCAAGGAUGGGUCACGUGCCAGUCGGGACAGGAAGAAGACUGUGUCCUUCAGCAGCAGCCUGUCAGAGAAGAAGAUUAGCAGCGCUGCAGACUGCAUCCACUCCAUGGUUGAGGGGAGUGAGCUAAAGAAAAUCCGAACCAACUCCCGUGUGUACCAGCGUUACUACCUGCUGGACACAGGCCUCCAGGCUCUUUGCUGGGAGCCGUCCAAGAAGGAGUCAGACAAAGCCCGGAUCUCUCUCGCCUCCAUAAGAGAGGUACGGACUGGUCGUAACACAGAUACCUUUCGCACCAGUGGAGUUUAUGAGCAGAUUUCAGAGGACUGUGCUUUUUCCAUCAUCUAUGGGGAGAUGUAUGAGAGCUUAGAUCUGGUGGCCAACUCAGCUGAAGUGGCAAACAUUUGGGUGACUGGCCUGAGGUAUCUGAUGCAGUAUGGGAAACACGCCCUGGACAUGCUCGCCAGCAGCCAAGACAGUCUUCGUCAUGUCUGGCUGGAACAGUUGUUCUCCUCUGCUGCUGAUUCGGACAGACUUGAAGACUUUGAGGAAGGGAUCCGCUUGCAGUCAGCCAUUAAGUUAAUACAGACUGUGAACCCUGGAGUUAGCAGCAGCAAAGUAGGGCACAGGUUUAAAGAGCUUCAAAGAGUUAGGGAGAAAAUGUGUGGGCUUACUUUAGAAAAUGCAUCUGGAGUUAAAGAACAAGGCGAAAACAAACGAGUCACAGGAAGAAACGAGCGUGUCACCAAGCAGGAGUUUGUUGAGGUAUUCCACGACUUUUGCACACGUCCGGAGAUCUACUUUCUCUUGGUGCAGUUCUCCAGCAACAAGGAGUUCCUGGACACCAAAGACCUGAUGAGGUUCCUCGAAGCUGAGCAGGGGAUGGCCCAAGUGAGUGAGGAGACAAGCCUGAUGCUCAUCCAGUCUCACGAGCCAUCGGAGGAGGGCCGGCAGCAGGGAUACCUGUCGCUGGAUGGCUUCACCAGCUACCUCACUUCAGCAGAGUGCAACCUCUUCGACAGGGAGCAUGACACAGUGUGCCAAGACAUGACCCAGCCUUUGUCCCACUACUAUAUCAACUCCUCGCAUAACACCUACCUCAUCGAGGACCAAUUUCGAGGGCCCUCUGACAUCUCUGGCUACAUCCGAGCCCUCAGGAUGGGUUGUCGAUGUGUUGAGGUGGAUGUCUGGGACGGCCCUGAUCAGGAGCCUGUUGUGUGUAUCGGACAAACACUCUCCCCACCUCUUAUCCUGCGUUGCGUGCUAGAAGCAAUUGAAAAGUUUGCAUUUGUGGCAUCGGAUUAUCCAUUAAUUGUAUGUAUUGAGAACCACUGUUCGCCUCAACAACAGAGAGUAAUGUGGCAAAAUCUCAUAAGGAUAUUUGGGGAGAGUUUAUACACAGAUUACCCAGACAAAGGGGCGUCAUACCUACCAUCACCACAUGACUUACGGCAUCGAAUUUUGCUGAAAGGUAAAAAGUUGGGGCUUGGCCCUGAUGGACAGGAUGGUGAGGUAAGUGAAGAGGAUGAAGGAGCAGAGAUGUGUCAAAGGAUGAAAGCAGCGAACAGUGUUGGAUCUGCUCCAGGAGUUAAUGAGAAGGAGGUGGUGCAGAAAAGCAAUCCUUCAACACCAACCACUCAGUCUCAUCCCGUUUAUCAACCUCCCAAACGUUUCCAACUCUUGAAGGAGCUCUCUGAAUUAGUAACUCUUUGCCGUUCAAUAAGCUUCAUUGACUUUGAAACAUCAUCCAAAUGCCAAAAACCUUGGGAACUGUGUUCCUUUCAUGAGUCUCAGGCUGUGCGUCUCGCUGGCGAGAGCCCUGGUGACUUUGUCAAUCACAACAAGCACUUCCUGUCACGAGUGCACCCCAGCCCCAUGCGUAUUGACUCAAGUAACAUGAACCCUCAGGACCUGUGGAAAUGUGGUUGCCAGAUUGUGUCUAUGAAUUUUCAGACCGCAGGACUCAUGAUGGACCUGAACACAGCCUGGUUCAGACAGAAUGGGAACUGCGGUUACAUCCUGCGGCCAGCCAUCAUGCGGCAGGAGGUGUCGUAUUUCAGCGCCGACACCAGGGACACGGUGCCUGGUGUGGCUCCACAGCUGCUCCAUGUGAAGGUGAUCAGUGGCCAAAACUUGCCCAAGCCGAGGGGUUCGGGGGCCAAAGGAGAUGUGGUUGACCCCUACGUGUAUGUUGAGAUCCAUGGCAUCCCUGCUGACUGCACAGAGCGCCGCACCAGGACUGUGACCCAGAAUGGAGACAACCCAAUCUUUGAUGAAAGUUUUGAGUUCCAGAUCAACUUACCUGAGCUGGCCAUGGUUCGCUUUGUGGUGCUGGAUGAUGACUAUAUUGGGGAUGAGUUCAUAGGUCAGUACACCAUCCCUCUGGAGUGUCUUCAACCAGGAUUCAGACAUAUACCCCUUCAGUCUCUGACAGGAGAGGAUCUUAACCAUGCCAAGCUGUUUGUUCAUGUGGCUCUAACCAAUCGGAGAGGAGGGGGAAAACCACACAAAAGGGGUCUGUCAGUGCGCAAGGCCCGCAAGGGGAGGGACUACCCAGCUCUGAGAGACCUGGGAGUCAGGGCUGUUGACGAGGUUUUCAAGAUGGCUGCUCCUCUGCUGAGGGAAGCAACAGACCUGAAGGAAAACAUGCAGAACUCAGUCGUAGUGUUCAGGGAGCUGUGUGGGGUGUCGGCGACAGCUAACCUCAUGCAGUGCGUACUGGCUCUGGGCUCCACGGUGUCAGGACCAGAUGGGGUGCCGUUACUACUCUUCGACCUCCGGGACCACUACCCAAGCCUGGAACCCCAGGGACCCCUACCAGACGUCCUUCGCCGGGUUGUCUCCACCUAUGAAAUGAUGGUCCAGGCAAGCCGAGCAGUGAUCGAGCUGUCCGAUGGAAUCUACGACAGGAUCCUGCAUGUGCAAACAAUGGCCAUGGAGUUUCAUGAGAAGUUACAGAGUCUGGCAGCAAAGGAGGGGCUUAAGGGUCGUAAGGUCAGCCGAGCUCUGGAGAGUUUCAGCUGGAACAUCACCAUCCUUAAGGGUCAGGCCGACCUACUGAAGCACGCCAGAGCUGAGGUGCAGGAGAACAUGAAGCAGGUCCACGAUGCUGCUUUGGCAGGAAGCCUCACCAAGGAGAGUGCAGGAGUGAGAAGAGUGCGCUCGCAAACACGCAGAGGUCAGGAGGACAAACCCAAUACGGCCAGUUCUUGAGGACCUUCUGUGUAGCGAAAAAACAACCAACACACCACCAAGGACCAAACUGCUAUCAUGGCUGCUGAUAGAAACCCUUUCCUGUCAUUCAACUUCUUACUCAGCCUUAGUGGAAUGCUUUUCCAAUGCUUUUUGGGGAGCUAAAGCCAAGACUGUUUUAAGGGAGACAAACAAAAGAGGAUGAAUGUAAAAGUGUCAAAGUGCAGUGCGGCAGGAGUCUGAGGAGAUAAAUGUCACUGGAGGGAUGAAUGUAAUUAAAGCCAAGGUUCAGUUUGUACUGUACUAAACUGUAAAUACUUUUAAGGCCUAUUAAUCUCUUCUUAUGUGCAAGUUGUCCUUAAAAAGCAAGAAAAGGUAGUCAUGUUCUGGCAUAGCUUGUGACUACUCCAAGCUCAGAAAAAAGAUGUUUAGAUCCUUUUAAAAAAAGCUUUUAAAACUGCCAACUCGACAUGUUAGAGCAAAUCUAGCAAUAUCAAGCAAGGAUUUAAAGCAAGGAUUAUGUUGGAGUAAGUUUGAAGGAAAUGCACUUUCAAAAUGAAAGAUAAGCAGGACUUUUUUGGGAUGUUUUGGGUCUUUCAACAGUGAAUCUCUUCAGUGAAUUCUGCCCCUUUACGCCAUAAUUUCCAUGAGGCAUUUUAAGGUCCUGGAUCCCUGCUCUUCAUCUCAUUAUCUUUGUCUCGUCCGGUCACCAUUUAAAUAUUGUUGCCUAACAUACAGUAUUCUAUAUUUUUGUAUUUUUCCUGAAACUCCUGUGCUUAUUAAACCACUGCUGUCACCAUACUGAUCCACCCUGGACCUGUUACAGUCUGCCUUUAGGGAACAAAAACCUUUACGUUAAAAGUGCUUUGUGUGCAAAACACUGUACAGUAUUUUAAUAUGUUACUCAAUCCUUUUGCUGUGAAGAAUAUUUUACAUAAGUUAUUGAUCCUGAAUGAAAACAUUCCAGUUAAAGGUGCAGUAGACGAGGUUUGACCUGUUCGGCUCUGUGAGAAGUUGCAGUUUGUGAUCCUCCUUCACGGUCGAGAUGGAAAUAAAUUAGUUUUUAAAUAAAAGAG